This is a messenger RNA of Gavia stellata (red-throated loon), 453 nucleotides long. It is a transcript of the gene SRGN, whose product is annotated as serglycin. The transcript is spliced from 3 exons. The coding region runs from base 1 to 453 and encodes 150 amino acids. The record is from RefSeq and is a predicted model, not a curated record. Lineage: Eukaryota; Metazoa; Chordata; Aves; Gaviiformes; Gaviidae.
AUGCCGGCCAGAAUGCAGCCCCUUAUCAGAUGUAACGGGAGGAUUUUCCUGGCUAUUUGUUUAAUCCUCUUUGUGGGAUACACAGCACAAGGUGCUCCGAUGCAGAAGGCAAGGUACAAGAGAGUGAGAUGCCGACCUGACGCCUGGUCCACUAACUGCAUCGAAGAGAAGGGGCCCUGGUUUUACAUGCCCACCGGCGGAGCCAACAGGAUCCUUCCUCCCAUGGCAGACCCAUCCCUGAUGAAGAGAUACCAGGAGCUGGGCAACGUAUUCCCACUCUCGGAUGAGGAGUCCGGCUCUGGGUCUGAUGCCACGGUGGAAGUGGAGCCAGCCUCCGGCUCGGGGCUCGGUGACGGCGAUGGCUUCUCUGAGGCGAAGCUGCCCGUCUUCCUAGCGGGCCUGCGAGGCGGCGAGCUGAAGCAAAAGCUAACAGAGGAGGAUUUGUUCCUGUAG